Molecule: messenger RNA, 435 nt
Organism: Gryllus bimaculatus (two-spotted cricket)
Lineage: Eukaryota; Metazoa; Arthropoda; Insecta; Orthoptera; Gryllidae
Source: the annotation of a GenBank genome assembly
AUGCUUUUAAAUACAAGGGCAACGGCUGUUUACAAACCGCCGCAGUCAUCGACACGUCUACGCUCCAACACCGCAGCCACCGCAGUCGCCGCCGUCUCCUGCAACAGGUCGUGGAGCGGCCGUGACGACGACAGCGGGGUGCAGGUGGGCAUCUACGGGUGGCGCAAGCGCUGCCUCUACCUCCUCAUCCUCGGGCUGCUCGUCGUCGUCAUCGUCAACUUAGCCCUCACCCUCUGGUUGCUGAGAGACGGCAUGGGGCAGCUGCGCAUCGUGGCGGGCGGCGUGCAGCUGCGCGGGCAGGCGCUGGUGCUGGACGCGCUGUUGGCCUCCAGCAUCCGCUCGCGCCGCGGGCAGCCCAUCUCGGUGGAGUCGGCGAGGAACUUCACGGCGACGGCGCGCGACGCCCGCGGCCGCGUCGCCUCGCGCCUCGUGCUC